Molecule: messenger RNA, 1155 nt
Organism: Arabis nemorensis
Lineage: Eukaryota; Viridiplantae; Streptophyta; Magnoliopsida; Brassicales; Brassicaceae
Source: the annotation of a GenBank genome assembly
AUGGUGAUGGGGUUGAAGAAGGGAUUGAUCGGCGGAAUGAGCUUCGCCAUAGACGCCGGAAAAAUCAAUUGGUUUCCCGGUCAUAUGGCCUCCGCAACUCGCGCUAUCCGCAACCGCCUCAAGCUCACCGAUCUCGUUAUCGAAGUUCGCGAUGCUCGUAUUCCUCUAUCAUCGGCGAAUGAGGACCUACAGUCUCAAUUAUCAGCGAAGAGGCGUAUUAUAGCUUUAAAUAAGAAAGAUUUAGCAAACCCUAAUAUUCUCAAUAAAUGGACCCAUCAUUUUGAGUCCAAGAAGCAAGAUUGUAUUGCCAUUAAUGCUCAUAGCAGAAGCUCUGUCAAGAAGCUGCUUGAUCUCGUUGAGUUGAAGCUCAAGGAAGUGAUUGCUAGAGAGCCUACUUUACUUGUAAUGGUGGUUGGUGUCCCCAAUGUUGGAAAAUCUGCAGUGAUUAAUUCGAUCUAUCAAAUCGCAGCGACUCGGUUUCCUGUGCAGGAUAAAUUAAAGAGAGCUACAGUUGGUCCAUUGCCUGGUGUAACACAAGAUAUUGCUGGUUUCAAGAUUGCUCAUCGACCUAGCAUAUAUGUUCUAGACUCCCCUGGUGUGUUGGUCCCAAGUAUCCCUGAUAUCGAAACGGGUCUGAAGCUUGCACUUACAGGAUCCGUCAAAGAUUCAGUAGUGGGUGAAGAGCGGCUUGCACAAUACUGUCUAGCCAUUUUAAACACUCGUGGGACACCACUACAUUGGAAGUACUUAUUCGAGGGAAGAAACGAAGGGUCUCAUCCAGAUUGCAUCGAUAAACCAAGCUACAACUUAAAGGAUCUUCGACAUCAAAGAAACAAACAACCAGAUUCAUCUGCUGUGCGCUAUGUUGGGGAUAUGAUUUCAGAAGUCAAACGAUCACUGUACACAACGCUCUCAGAAUUCGAUGGGGAUAUAGAGGAUGAGAAUGAUUUGGAAUGUUUGAUAGAGCAACAGUUUGAGGGUCUAAAAAAGGCAUUGAAGAUUCCUCACAAAGCAUCCGAAGCACGGUUAAUGGUUUCCAAGAAAUUUCUUACUUUGUUUAGGACAGGUAGACUUGGUCCCUUCAUUCUUGAUGAUGUCCCUGAAACUGAAACUGAAACUGAACCGUCCAAUUCGAGACGGGUAGUAGCUUUGUAA